AUGUCUUCCAACAAAAAUAAGGCUGAUUUUAUAGCAAUAUACAGGCUGGAAUUUUACAAAAAUAAGAGGAAUUGGAAGUUAGGUACCAGAGAAGACGCAAUUGGUACAAAAGCGCAGAGUGUUCUCAAUGCAACCUAUGAUGUGGAGGAAGCUUCAUCGUCUCACCUCAAUGAUGCCUUUAUUGAUACUGGCUCAGACGCAGACAAAUCCUCAAAAUCGAAACCCGACUCAGUAAAACGCAAUCUCUCACAGCAGUGGCUAGAGAGCAUCAACAUAUGGCCAACGACUGUACCACAACAGAAAACCAGCGAUUCCACUGAUAUCCUACAGAAGUUAUUAUCAAGAGACAAUACAGGUGUUCUCAAAGAGACAGAUGCAAAAUUGGAUCUGUGUUUUAAUUGUCCAGGAUUGGAGAAGGAAAUUAACGAUAGGGUUGUCCAAUUGCAAUCAGAAUUCCUGCCAAAGAGAGCCGAAAUCCGUCCAAGAAGCAUAAACACAGCAACAUCAAAGGGUGUUCUAAGUAAAGACGACGUAAGGACGCUGGCGGAGUUGCAAACGCAGUACUACGGGGUGGAGCACGCUUGGCCGGAGUACAAUCCAGCAAUACCUCCCCCAGCGCUGCCGCUGCCGGAAGUGACCGAACCCGAUUGGCCACAGCAAUGGGUCCAUGAUAAUCCUAGUGAUGAUGUGGAUGUGGUGGAUGGGGCCGAUCACAGGUUUUUGUCGUCCGGUUUCUUGAGCUUGCAGCGCGAAUUUAACUUAGUCGAGGAGCGUAUGUCAUGUCGGUCCGUGGACAGCUUCAGUGAGUUCAGUCGCGGCGCCGACCUCGCGCCGCACGCCUCCGAGCUGGAGCUGGCGGACUCAAACGAGGAACUGGACGCGAACCAAGUGGCCCGUAUGUCGUCGAAGCAAUUGACGUCCGCGAUACAGGCGCACGCGCACCGCCUCGCGCAGCUGCUGUGGGAGAGCGGGGAGCGCCGGAAAUUACGCCACUCCCACAGUCAGCACGAGCGUAUGAGCGUGGAUUCGUUUCCCACGCACGAUAUUGGUCCGUUCCGACACGACACGACUGAAUUUAUCGCAGGCUCCGUCUUUCCCCCCACCGGGCCGAAGGGAAGGGUCGUUAUUGAGGGGGGGAGGCCGGUUAGGCUGCAUGGCGACUUUGUUUAACUUUUUUCAGGUAUUUUCAUUGUAUAAAACUACCCUCAAAAAGUUAUUUUUGAGGGUAGUUUUAUAUAUAAUGAAACUACCUUCAAAAUAAUUCAAUUUAUUUUCUAGGAAAUAGAUUAAAACAAGGAAAUAACCUUUAAAGGUUCCAAAAGAAUAUAUUUUAAGGUAGUUAUCAUUGUCUAGUUGACAAAAAUGAUUAUUUAAAUUACCGCUUAUAAUAUUUUUGUGGGUGGUAUCAUGUUUUAUGUAUCGAAUUACUGAAAUUUUUUUUUGUGAAUUAAAAGUGAGUGUUUAGAAUGUUUUCGUAUUUUGUAACUUUGUUCAUUAUGAGGUUAAUAUUCGAGUACCAUCAAAUUUUUAUAUCUUUUUUGUACGUUUUUAAAAUUGGUUGUGUUACAUAUGUUAUUUAAAUACACGAUUGAUUUUUGUGUUUAAUGCUUAAAUACAUAUCCCAAAGAUUUAGUAUCUUCUACUAAAAGUAUUGUAUAAGACUGAUUAUUGUAUAAAUACAUAAAAAUUGUUGAAAAAUUGUAGAGUUUUGCAGCUGUCGAUUAGAAGUUAGGUGUAUCACACGCGGUCCAACGGAUUGCUUUUAUAUUGGUCGUGAGUAAUUUACCACAUUUUACUUUAAUGAGCCGUUUAAACUACUUUUUAAUACACUAUUAUUAGCUUUACUUGUAUGUUUGUAUGUCAUUCACGUUUCAAUUGUCAUUGUAAGAUCAAAAUCGAAUCUAAAGGAGUCUCUUACAUACAAAGAUGCAGGUGAAACUAAUAUAUGUUUGU
Molecule: messenger RNA, 1953 nt
Organism: Zerene cesonia (dogface butterfly)
Lineage: Eukaryota; Metazoa; Arthropoda; Insecta; Lepidoptera; Pieridae
Exons: 9
Coding region: 1-1170 (389 amino acids)
Source: RefSeq, a predicted model, not a curated record